Colletotrichum truncatum is the source of this 837-nucleotide messenger RNA. RefSeq names its product acetoin reductase. The record is from RefSeq and is a predicted model, not a curated record. Gene Ontology annotation, molecular function: oxidoreductase activity, acting on the CH-OH group of donors, NAD or NADP as acceptor. Lineage: Eukaryota; Fungi; Ascomycota; Sordariomycetes; Glomerellales; Glomerellaceae.
AUGAGCGCCUUUGUCGGAGCAUUUAGGCCAACAGCACGUUUGUGCAACCGCGUCGCCAUUGUAACAGGCGCGUCCCGGGGCAUUGGCAAGGCGAUUGCUCUACGCAUCGCGCGGGACGGCUACGAUGUCUGCAUCAAUGACAUCGCCGCCAAUCAAGCUGGCUCUGAGGAAGUGGCCAACGAGAUUAGGGGCUUAGGUCGCAAGUCAGUCGUUGCAACCGCGGAUGUGCGCAAACUCAAUGAAGUUCAGGCAAUGAUCCAAACUGCUGUCAAAGAACUUGGACCUUUGAACACCAUGAUUGCCAAUGCUGGUAUUGCCCAAGUCAAACCUCUUCUGGAACUGACUGAAGAAGAUUUUGAGAAUAUGUUCCGCGUCAACGUCUUUGGCGUGCAGCAUUGCUACCAGUCCGCCGCAAAACAAAUGAUAGAACAAGGAAACUGUACACCAGAGCAGCCCGGUAAACUCAUCGGCUGCUCUUCUAUUGUUGGCUUCAAGCCAUUUGCCCUUCUCUCCCACUACUCAGCCUCCAAGUGGGCCGUUCGCGGGUUGACACAAGCGUCGGCUAUGGAGUAUGCUGAGCACAACAUUACUGUUAAUGCAUAUGCACCAGGAAUUGUGGGAACGGCCAUGUGGGAUCUCAUUGAUGAGAAGCUUGGUGAGAAGACGGGUGCUAAGAAGGGAGACACGAUUAAGAAGUUCACCAAUGACCUGAUUGCUUUGAAGAGGACGAGCGUACCAGAGGAUGUAGCGAAGUUUGUGAGCUUCUUGGCGAGCCCAGACAGCGACUACGUUACGGGACAGACACAGAUUGUGGAUGGAGGCAUCAACUUCACUUGA